Dermatophagoides pteronyssinus (European house dust mite) is the source of this 1173-nucleotide messenger RNA. RefSeq lists its product as uncharacterized. The record is from RefSeq and is a predicted model, not a curated record. NCBI's taxonomy places the organism in Eukaryota, Metazoa, Arthropoda, Arachnida, Sarcoptiformes, Pyroglyphidae.
GCAAAUCUCAAAAGAGACCGAUAAAUAAUAACGAAUAUAACACAAUUGAAAUGAUAUUCAAACAAAUCACAACUUUCUCUAUGAUUCUGAAAGAAAAUGCCAACAACAUAUCGUUAGAAAUCCUCAACAAAAAACUGGACGAAAUCAAUAUGCCUCCUUCAAAACCGAUUAGUUUCGCUGAUAUUGUAAAAUCAGAUCAAAACAUCAUUACAAACAAAUCUCGAAAACCUGAAGAGAAAACUAUGAUCAUCUCGGCCAACAAAGAUUCUUCCAUCACCGAUCUCCAACAAAAAGUCCACAACCACAUUCGCAAUAUGCGUUCAAACAACAACAAGACAAAAAUCAACAAAAUUAUCAAAUCACGAACUGGAAUCAUCAUAAAAACGCCUACAUCUAACGACAUUGAUUCACUCAUCGAAGAAUUCAAAAAACAAGACGAGAUCAAAAACAACGCAAAUAUCUACCAAGCUAAAGCUCUUGAUCCAACUAUUGUGCUCAAAAAAGUCGACAAGAUCACGGACAGCGACAACAUCAAUAUCAUCCUAUGCAAUAUGAAUCCUGAACUUGAAGGCCUCGAAGAUGAAAUAAAAUUGCUUUUCCCGAUCAAAACUUCGGCACCUCAUCAAGACUUAGUUCUCAGAGUAUCGCCAAAGGUUUACUGUAUCAUCAAAAAGCUCCAUCACGUUCAUACCGACCUGGAAGUAGUUCAAAUUAGAGACCGAGUAAUGGUCCGCCAAUGCCAAAACUGUUUUAUUUUCCAUCCGCAACACAAACAGAAGGAAUGUCCAAAUCUAAAAGCAUGUAAAACAUGCGGGGUCACCGGACCUCACCAAUGCGACCUUAUCCAACGUUGUCAUAACUGCAUUAAGCACCCAAUGUACAAAUCAAAGAACAUCCAACACCAACCUAACAACAAACAGUGUCCUAUCUACCAAGAUCAAAUCAACCGAAUCGUAGAAAAAACCUGCUACAACCCUGUGGAAACUGAAACGACAACGACAACACAACAAAAUAACGCUGUAUUAAACGACAUUCAUGACCAAUAAGAUUAGUAUCAUCCAACAAAAUCUACGAAAAAGCAUUUUCGCUACAAACGAAUUCAAAGAAGCUGUUUCCCAACUUCCAAACAACGACAUCAUCUUAAUACAAGAACCGAACAUUUACCGUCCUGAG